Alternaria arbusti is the source of this 1638-nucleotide messenger RNA. RefSeq lists its product as uncharacterized. The record is from RefSeq and is a predicted model, not a curated record. Lineage: Eukaryota; Fungi; Ascomycota; Dothideomycetes; Pleosporales; Pleosporaceae. The transcript has a single exon. Bases 1 to 1638 code for a protein of 545 amino acids.
AUGGCCCACCAACGAGAGCCCAGAAUGGCAAAGAUAAACAAGAAACAGAAGCAGCGGAUUCAGGCGCAAGAAGAAGAGCUAAGCCUUGAGACAGAGCAAGAGUCAAAAGCGCCGGGAACACCGCAGUACGACACAGCAAGCGACUCAGAAUCAUCAGAAACGGUUAGGUAUGCACCUACAAGCGUUCUAAAGCUUGAUAGCUUUGCAUCACCAGCUACCACCAAGCUUCGAAGGAAGAUGUGGCUAUCUUUGACUGCUCAUGUCGAGCUUAGCAAGUUACUAGAGGCUGCAAAGAGUUCGAGCGAUCAUCAUUUCGAUACAUGGUCAAAUCCGAAGACUUUGAGAAGAGACCCAGAAAUAACACAAGACGAAUGGGAGAAAGUAAUCGAGCAACAGUACCAAACCUGGCAUAACGAUAUCACCACAAAGCGCAGUGCGGAAAUCGACGCGCACCAUUGUACCAUCCGCCAGUGGCAAAUAACCGAGGAGCACGGUAGUAUGCAAAAGUCGGAAACGCUGCGUUUCAUAAUGCAUGCCGAGACAACUACAGCCCGCCUCCGCAAGCUGCUCGUCAUACUGCGAGACUUCAAGAAUCAGAUGAAAGGAGAGUACGUCGAUGCUCACCAACAGACCGACGUCACCGAUGUUUCAUACAUUGGCUCCAUAACCCAGCGCUUAGUUGAGCCCUACCAAUCACCCCAAGUCCACAAAGCAUGGUACAAAGGUCCCGACGGCCGCGAUCUCGAUGCGUCGGAGAGGUUUAAGAAAGAUGCCAUCGACUGCUAUAGUAGAUUUGCUGAUGAUUCAAUUUUGUGGUGCCCUGUCGCACGAGGAUACUCGGGUGAGGACGAGCUCCAGGCCGUCCAUCUAGUGCACUACAACACCGGAGAACGCGCCUGCGAAUACCUUUUCGGCAAGGUAGCCAACCACCAGGGCCACUUGAUGGACCCGUCGAAUAGCCUCGUGCUAUCCGAAACAUUCAAAGACGCCCUCGACAGGGGUCAAAUGAUCAUCGUUCCUGCUUGUCUCGGUGACAUCGACCCCGAAUCCGGCAAGAUAGUAGAUGAAUCCGACACAGAGCCGUACAAGAUACGACUGCUGGAUUUAUCUUGGAGGAAGAGUCCAUCGGGUGAAGACAGCAACCGCUGUCAAGCGCGCAAUUACCCGAUCGAUGGACGCAUCUUGAAGUUCAAAACCGAUACCCGGCCAAAGAAGAUGUACCUGUGGUAUCGUGCGCUCACAGCCAUCGCAAUGCGACAGCGGUGCAAAACACCGGGCUGGGAACACGAUGUCGAAGCUCUAGGCCACGGUACAUGGACUUCACCCGGUGAAUCACUCCGGCGAUCCACCAUGACUGCGAUUAUGAAGCACGUUGGCUUCAUCGAUGACCCUGAGCCCAUCUUAAUGCUUGGACCUGCAUUAGAGGGAGACGCCACAGAAACUCCGUACGACAAGAUGAUCGCCGAUCGCGUGGCCAUGAUACUCGAUACAACGCAUACAAACUGGCUUAAAUCCCGUCGCAGCGCUUUUGCGCGCAUGCACGCAGGCAAGAAGGUGGAGAUUGAUUGGGAGGACGAGGAUCAACAUGAAAAAUUCGCGUCGUGGGAGAGAUGUGUUGAUUAUUAUCGCCGACAUUGA